This is a messenger RNA of Labrus mixtus (cuckoo wrasse), 2091 nucleotides long. RefSeq names its product cytochrome P450 2K1-like. Gene Ontology annotation, biological process: xenobiotic metabolic process. The transcript is spliced from 9 exons. Gene Ontology annotation, molecular function: heme binding; iron ion binding; oxidoreductase activity, acting on paired donors, with incorporation or reduction of molecular oxygen, reduced flavin or flavoprotein as one donor, and incorporation of one atom of oxygen. Lineage: Eukaryota; Metazoa; Chordata; Actinopteri; Labriformes; Labridae. The coding region runs from base 78 to 1604 and encodes 508 amino acids. The record is from RefSeq and is a predicted model, not a curated record. Gene Ontology annotation, cellular component: intracellular membrane-bounded organelle; cytoplasm.
ACGCUUCCUGAGUGUAAUCAAGUCUGUGGCUUAGCAGCAAGACUCAGUCAGAGAGGAGAGUCGUCAGAGCAGAAGAAAUGUCUCUUCUGGAGGAUUGUGUUGCCUUCCUUUUUUCCAGUCCCACCACUAUGUUGGGGGCUGCCGCUCUCCUGCUUCUUCUCUGUCUUCUUGUUUCCAGUAGUCUCAACUCGGAUGAGUCGCAGAAGGAGCCUCCAGGACCAAAACCUUUACCCCUGCUAGGCAACCUGUUGCAGCUAGACCUCAAGAGACCCUACAGAACGCUCUGCGAGCUUUCUAAGAAAUAUGGGUCUGUGUUCACGGUGCACUUUGGACCAAACAAAGUGGUGGUCCUGGCCGGGUACAAGGCAGUCAAAGAGGCUCUGGUCGGCUGUGCAGAAGAGUUUGGAGACAGACACAUUUCCCCCGUGUUUUACGAUAUAAACCAAGGUCACGGGAUUCUGUUUGCAAACGGAGAGUCCUGGAAAGAGAUGAGACGUUUCGCCCUGACCACCCUGAGAGACUUUGGGAUGGGCAAAAGAAUAGCAGAGGAAAAAAUCUUGGAGGAAUGCCAGCAUCUGAUCCAAAUGUUUGACCAGCAUAAAGGAAAACCCUUCGAUACAUCUCAUCCGACGAACUAUGCUACAUCAAAUGUCAUAUCGGCCAUUGUGUACGGGAGUAGGUUUGAAUAUGACGACCUCCGAUUCACAAACAUGGUGCAAACAACAAACGAGACCAUACGUUUCAUUGGUUCUGCACAAAUCGGGCUUUACAACAUGUUUCCCAGGCUGCUCUGUUGGAUCAAAAACAAGAAGCUGGUGAUGAGAAAUACUGCGAGGGUUGUCAAAAAUGUAAAAGAGAUAGUCAAGAGUCUAACAGAAACACUUAACCCUCAAUUAUGCAGGGGGUUUGUGGACUGUUUUCUGAUUCGAAAGCAGAAAGACGAUGACACUGGUGUAGUGGACACCCAUUUCAACGAGCAAAACUUGAUAUUUUCAAUCACCAAUCUGUUUGGAGCUGGUACUGAUACCACGGCAACCACACUCAGAUGGGGUUUUAUGCUUAUGGCCAAGUAUCCACAUAUACAAGAGAAGGUCCAUGAGGAGCUGGACAGGGUGUUGGGAAGCCGGGAGGUGCGGGUAGAUGAUCGGAAACACAUGCCAUACAUUGACGCUGUCAUCCACGAGACACAAAGACUGGCCAGCAUUGCCCCCAUGAGUUUACCUCACAAAACCAGCCGAGACGUCACCUUCCAGGGAUACUUUAUCAAAGAGGGGACUAUUGUAUUUCCUCUGCUUACGUCUGUUCUAUAUGAUGAGAGUGAAUGGGAGAGACCCUACACUUUCAACCCUUCCCACUUUCUGGAUGAGGAGGGUAAAUUCUUCAAGCCUGAUGCCUUCAUACCAUUUUCUGCAGGUCGCAGGGUGUGUCUUGGAGAAGGUCUGGCCAAGAUGGAGCUCUUCCUCUUCUUCACCUCCAUCCUUCAACGGUUCCGUUUCACUCCUCCACCUGGAGUUACAGAGGACGAACUGGAUCUCACACCAGCUAUUGGCCUGACACUCAACCCUUCACCUCACCAGCUUUGUGCUGUAAGUCGAGAUCUGUAAAGUGGCAUGAUAACUGCCAGAGUUUGUAAAAAAAAACGUUAGAAUAACAUGAGCGGACAGUUUCUCUGUCACUCCCAAAAAAGUUACCUGAAGUGGUCUCACCAAAGGUGAAUGACGUCAUACAUAAGUGGAGGUCGUUGACUUCACUGUAAGUCAAAUCAUAUUUGUAGUUUGUACACAUUAGUUGAAACAAUCAGUAGAAAUGUUUUUUAAGGUUUUUGCAAAUGGGACUCCUACAUUACUACUCGUUUCUACAAUGAAUCAUAUACAUGAAAGGGUGCGCUUGGUUGGGUAGAUACAUAUUUUAUAUUAUAGAAGAUGAUAGAAAUAGAUUGACUUAUCAUAAAAGUCAUUUUUGAGCUGCCUCUACACAAAGCUGAUCUCAGGAACAUCUGAAAUUAAGACAAACUGCAUUUAUGAAACUAUUUUUUAUAUGAUUCCUGUUUGUUUUUUCUUUGAAUAAAAUAUUAAUUCAAUAAAAAUGUGA